AUGGAGGAGUUUAGGGAUGUGUUGGAUGAAUGUGGGUUCCAAGACUUAGGCUAUUGUGGGAACAAAUUCACUUGGUGCAAUGGGCAUGAGGAGGGGCAUACGGUGUGGGAAAGACUCGAUAGAGCAGUUGGUACGGCGGAGUGGCUCUCCAUGUUCCCGGCCACAAAAGUGGUUCAUUUGGAGUGUGGCACAUCGGAUCACAAGCCGAUUAUGAUUCACUUAUUAGGGAUUCCAAAGCGAAUAAAUAAACCUUGGAGGUUCGAACAAAUGUGGAUGAAGGAUGAGGGUUGUAGAGAAGUAAUUGAGGAUGCAUGGUCCUAUGUUCAUCAAGGCAACCCGAUGAGUAGAGUGGAAGGGAAAGUGGAAAGGUGCCGCAAAAACUUGAAGUGGUGGAGCAAAGUGGCUUUUGAUAAUGUGACCCGAAGCCUUAGGAAGAAGAAAGAGUUACUAAGGUUAGCCGAGGUAGAGGCAAUUAGGGGUGGAAGUUUUUCUCGUGUUCAAAGAUUGAAAAAAGAGAUCUCAAAGCUAUUGGUGUCGGAAGAGCAAAUGUGGAGGCAACGAUCUCGAACCCUAUGGCUUUAA
Molecule: messenger RNA, 582 nt
Organism: Quercus lobata
Lineage: Eukaryota; Viridiplantae; Streptophyta; Magnoliopsida; Fagales; Fagaceae
Exons: 1
Coding region: 1-582 (193 amino acids)
Source: RefSeq, a predicted model, not a curated record